UUUUACACGUGCUGCUGUAUUCAAGUGUUUAAUCACUGACAGUAUAAUAUAAAAGGCGAUUCAUUUAUUUUUGGUCACAUACAAAUUAUUGCUUAAAUUACUCACUAUCUUAACCUGUUCUCCCCAAUUUUAUUACUAUUAAAUCCUGAGUAUUGUUUUGGGUGCGUGUGUGUGAUGUACCCCAAAAGACUUUGGGAUUUAGGUAACUGUUAAGUGUGGAUAUGGACACACAAGACUCAGAAGAGGACGUGGGAAAGAUGGAGUGUGAACAGCCAGAAAAAACAACAUCUCCAGCUCCAUCUUACACAUCUCUACAAAGUGAUCAUUCAAUGGAUCCACCAGUGCAGUUUAAAGAUAACACAACGACUAUUAGACUGAGGCCAGAUAAAACAUCAUCUCCAGCUCCAUCUUACACAUCUCUACAAAGCGAUCAUUCAAUGGAUCCACCAGUGCAGUUUAAAGAUAACACAAGGACUAUUAGUUUGAGACCAAACAAAACAACAUCUCCAGCCCCUUCUUCUACAUCUUUAAAAAGUGAUCAUUCAAUGGAUCGACCAAUACAGUUUACAGAUAGAACACAGAAAAUCAGGUUAACACCAGUUGAAGCAACAUCUCCAGCCCCUUCCUGUACAUCUCUACGUAGUGAUCAUUCAAUGGAUCGACCAAUACAGUUUAAAGAUGAAACUCAGAGUUUCAUUAAGGAUGAAAGUAUUUUAAAGCAAAAUGUUAUGGAGCCAUUUGAUAAAAAUUUAAGAAAGGAGGUGCUGUCUCCAGAUAUCAGUACAUUUUCAGCCACACUGCUGACAGAGGAUCAUUACAGAUGUUCAGUGUGUACAGAGGUCUUCAAGAAUCCAGUUUCUAUUCCCUGUGGACACAGUUACUGCAAACACUGCAUUGAGAUCUACUGGAGCAAACCAACUCAAGCUGAAUGUUACGCUUGUCCUCAGUGCAGAAAGAGGUUCAGAGAUCGGCCUGUGUUAUAUGUGAAUGUUGCUUUAGCUAAACUGAUAGAUGAACUACAGCGGGCUGGGUUUAGUCCUGCUCUUCCUGCUCACUGCUAUGCUGGACCUGAAGAUGUGUCCUGUGAUAUCUGUACUGAGAUGAAGCUCAAAGCUGUUAAAUCCUGUUUGACCUGCUGUGUGUCUUACUGUGAGACUCACGUCAGACAACACUACACUGUACCAGCACUGCAGAGACACAACCUGACAGAGGUUACCAUCUCAACACAAGACAGUACAGACAUGAAAGAGUUAAAAGAUCUUCAAGGUUUUAAGACUGAGCUUCUCGGUAAGAUGAACAGAGUCAUUAAAGAGCAACAAGAGGAGAUCAGAGACUUAAGAACAAAACUUUAUGAACAGAGCGUGGAUGUAGAAGCUGAAUAUUCUUAUUUAGCUAAAUAUUUCCACAGUGGACUUUCUAGUACCGAUUUGCCCAAAGAUCUAACUGAGGUUGUUGCUCUUGGUCGCCAUUUGGACCUUGGAAUGUUGUAUGACUGCCGCAAUGAAUCUUUCUCUUCAGGAAUUCUGUCUUCUGUGAUUUUAUAUGCAAAAAAGAUCUUGCAAGACUUGUGCAGAAAGAAACUGGGCUGGGAUGAUAUAAUUCCUGUUUUAAGUGCUCAGGAAUGGAGUAGUUGGUUAAAUGGAUUACAUGACUUGGAAAACUUCAAGAUUGACAGAUGCUUCAAACCUGUGGGUUUCGGAGAGCUCACAAGUGCACGUUGCCUUUGUAAUGGGAAAAUCGAGAGUAGCCCCUCUGAAGUCAGUAUCUAUCCCUCAUAUGGAACUAACAACAGCAACAUUGGCAAGUCGAAUGGAUUCAUUGCUGAGAACAGAACUGUCCAUGCAUCUUCAAGACUCUGUCUUUUGGACUGA
Messenger RNA from Misgurnus anguillicaudatus (oriental weatherfish), 1871 nucleotides. NCBI's taxonomy places the organism in Eukaryota, Metazoa, Chordata, Actinopteri, Cypriniformes, Cobitidae. The record is from RefSeq and is a predicted model, not a curated record.